This is a messenger RNA of Aphanomyces astaci, 810 nucleotides long. RefSeq lists its product as hypothetical. Lineage: Eukaryota; Oomycota; Saprolegniomycetes; Saprolegniales; Verrucalvaceae. Bases 335 to 712 code for a protein of 125 amino acids. The transcript has a single exon. The record is from RefSeq and is a predicted model, not a curated record.
GUAAGUGUCGUUUACGGUUUUCGACGUUGGUUUAUCUUGCAAGUACUUUUAUCACGUCUUAACUAUACGUAAACAUUCGACCGUGAUGGAUUACAUGAGUGUGCACGAGCUAGCUUCUGAGGGCUUUGCCUCGUCGUGGCGUGUUUUCGGCUUGUCCAGUUGGGUAGAUGGCAAUACUGGUACUGGUGGUGGAGUAUGCACUGUUUGAGUGGCUUCUUGGCUGUUCUUAGCAGCCUUUUGCGCCUUUUCUAACGCCGCCAGCUGGCUUUGCAGGGAACUUCCCGCUUGCUCUGCGGCUUGCUUGGCUGCCAACGUCUCAAUCACGUCUUCGGCGAUGCCUUGUUUACGGGCUUCUCGCUUGUUUUGCUGUAGAAGGAUGGCGUUGCGCACAGGAUCGUCGUUCUUGAAGUUGACUACUCCCGGUAUAUAUAUGUAUGUGGAUCAGAAGAAGUCGUCAGCGAGCAGGAAUCAUCAUCAUACCCAUGGCCGGCGCCGCGUCGGCAUGGACGGCGACGGUGGACACGACUUCAAAGUCUGGCGGAACGUCCCACCGGUCUUCGCCGGUGUCGUUGUUGUGGUAAUACGUGCGACCACGCUUCGAUACGAGCUCGAUCCAUCGUCGCUUGGUGGUCGUCUUGGGCGCGGCGGCUGCGGACGUGGUGGUCGCAGAGAGCACGUGCGAUGGGAGCUUGGCCUUGCACACAGUGCAUGAGACGACGUCGCUUUCGCCCGCAAGCACGACAAGGUCUUGCUUUGGGAUGUUCACCUUGCAUGAAGGACACUUGACGAACCGGUCCAUGUCGAUGCCGC